Cimex lectularius (bed bug) is the source of this 923-nucleotide messenger RNA. Its product is annotated as death-associated protein 1. The coding region runs from base 97 to 393 and encodes 98 amino acids. NCBI's taxonomy places the organism in Eukaryota, Metazoa, Arthropoda, Insecta, Hemiptera, Cimicidae. Gene Ontology annotation, biological process: negative regulation of autophagy; cellular response to amino acid starvation; apoptotic signaling pathway. The transcript has 3 exons. The record is from RefSeq and is a predicted model, not a curated record. Gene Ontology annotation, molecular function: death domain binding.
GGGUCAGCGAGUGUCGUCCCCCUACUACCUUCCACGUUCCCAAUCAUAACAACGAGUGAUCAUAGUGAGAACGGUGAAAACAAACUCACUCUGAUAAUGUCGGAUAAGGAGCUCAAAGCGGGCCACCCUCCAGCUGUCAAAGCUGGUGGGAUGAGGAUCACACAGCACAAGACGACCAAGACUUCGGACGUCAAGCUCAACGACGAAGAGAUCAACAACCCACUGAAGAUCCCACAGCCCACUGAAAAGACAGUGUCGAUAUCUGGAGCGCCGGUACGCGGAAAUCAGGAUUUCCCGGCGCAGGCGAUUCAGAGCUUUCAUCAGAAGCCGCAACCGAGCCACGAGCUGCAGCACACCACCCGUGCCAACAUCAUCCAACAACCCAAGAAGUGAACUGUAGCCUAGCAUCGGAUUUGAAAAAAAACCCCAAAAAAAUACAAAACAUCUUAACCAUACAGAAAACCGACUCUCAAACAUUCCAGGAAAAAGUAAAUUUUAACAUGUUAACGCAGUACAGUAAGCUUUAUAUAUAACACUACCUUUUACAUAUAUUAUAUUGUUUAUAUAUUAUAUGUAAUUUAUUAAAAAGUAUAUUACACAUAGGGUUUAUUCAUAAAGCAAUCAUACAGUUUACGUAUAUAUAUAUUUUUUAUUAAGUAAACGGGGUAAAUUUAAUUGGGAAAGACCUUUUUACAGUUUCGCUUGUUAUUUUUCAAGAUCCUAAAUUUUAGAGACACUAUUGUUCUAUGCUUUCAAUUAGCUAUACAAGUUUAUAUUGAUUUUUUUCUUUGACGGUGGAAGUAUUUUAUAUUCUUUUUGUUUUUUAAUAUAAAAACAUAUUUGAUUCUGUAUUAAAUAUGUUGGCUAAUAAAAUAUUUUAAGUUUGUUUUAAUGUUAAGAUAUAUAUUCUUAAGUUGUUUUUU